AUGUUACAUUGUUGUAGAUGCAAUAAAAGUCGAUCUCCAAAAGAUAGGAAUAAAAGUAAUAGUAAAUUAAAAGAUCAUUAAAUUGAAUAAAGAAUUUAAUAAUCUAAUCAUUAAUAAGCAUACAUUACAAAGAUUAAAGAGAAUGAAUAAAUGAUUCUAAAAAUGUACAAAGAAUUGUAAGAUGAAAAUGAUAGACUAAAAAGUCUUAUAAAUUCGUAUUGAUUAUUUGUAUUAUGGUGUAGAUUAGAAUAAGAGAAAUUAGAAUUACAAGAGAAAUUCAAUUAGUUAUAGAUUUAAAGCAUACAAUUUAUACCUUAAAGUCAUUCUAGAUCAAUAUUAGAGGAGACUAAUAUGCAUUUUAGUACAAAACAAUAAUCUUUUUAAUUUAAUGAUCCUAGUAUUAUAAAAUAUUAAUCGUUAAAAAAAUUAUACGAGGAAUUAAUUAAAGAUAAGGAUUGGGAUGUUUAAAAAAAGAAUUAAUAUUCAUCAUCAAUAUAGUUUCUGAAUAAUAUUCUUUAAUAAAAAUAAGAAGACUUGGAAUUAGCACAAAGUUAAAUCAUUAAAUAGAAUAAGAUUAUUGGAGAAUAUGAGUUAAAAUAUAAUUAAUUAUUAUGUAAUAAAUAUGAUUAAUAAAUAAGAGGAUUACUAAUAAUUAUAAUAGGAGUAUUAUUAAAGAAAGAGAUCAUUCUAAGAAUAUAAAACUAUAACAUUAUCAUAAGAUAAUCCAUAUAAUGGAGUAAUUUAAGAGGCAAUUAAAUUAAAUCCUUAGAAAAUUGUAAUAAAAACUAUAAAUUGAUAUAUAUAUUUAUAUUUAUAAUGAUUACUCAUAGUGAAAUUAAAGAAUUUCUACCUUAAAGUGUUAGUAAAUAGUAUAAAACAGAACCAAUAGAUUAAAAUAUUAGUGAUCUAUCUUUUAGUUUUACACACAGUUUGAAAAGUAGUAUUAAACCAAAAUUGAAUGAUUCAAUACAAUUCGAAACCUAGAUAUCUUAAAGAAUAUAAGCAAAACCUCCUUUAACAUCUAAAAGUAAUAAAAAGUUUUCAAUUCCAAUAAUCAGAGAUAAAACAUACUUUAAUUCUGAAUUGAUUAGUGAUUAAAUGUCUACUCCAAGAUCAAAAUUGUAAGAUUGUAAAUUUUAAUUAAUACAUCUAAAGCUAUAAAAUUAACAAAACCAAAAGAUAAAUAAGUAAAUAGUAGUUGAUAAAUUAUCAAAACAAUUAAAGUAAUCAUCAACAAUCAAUAUUUCAAAAUCAAAAGAAAUGAUAUAAAUUGAAUUAUUAUUGGCUGCAUAUAAUUAAUUACACUUAAGUCAUUCAUAAUUGAAAUAAUAGAAUAAGAAUUUAGAAUAAGAAAUAUCUAUAUGGAAAUCAAAAUAUUAAGAUUUGGAAAAGAAAACAAAACAAAAUAUUCAUUCUAAAAGUACAUCAUUAUAAGUUUAAUUCAAUAAGCCAAUUAAUUAAAAUAUAUAAGAGAGAUUAAAAACAUAACCUUAUUCAUCAAAUACUUUUAAGUUCUCCUUAACAGACACUAUUAAAUAUUGA
This is a messenger RNA of Paramecium pentaurelia, 1542 nucleotides long. Lineage: Eukaryota; Ciliophora; Oligohymenophorea; Peniculida; Parameciidae. The record is from the annotation of a GenBank genome assembly.